AUGGCUCGCCAUCUAAGCCAUUUAAGAUGGAAAAAGGUCUACGACAGGGUGAUCCACUGUCUCCUUUUUCUGUUUGUACUUGUCGUUGAUGUUCUACAUAGGAUGUUUGGGGAGGCGAUAAGAAAUGGGCGCAUCUCGCCGUUAUUGGUGGGUAGAGAUCACAUUGAGUUGUCACAUCUUCAGUUUGCGAACGAUACUAUUCUGUUCUGCCCGCCUGAGGAAGAGACCAUUAAGAAUUACAGGAGGAUCCUUUGGUGUUUUGAGUUAAUGGCGGAACUGAGUAUUAAUUUUGAUAAAUCUAUCUUGAUUCUUAUUAAUUGUGAUGAUCAGUGGGUACAGCGUAUGUGUAGAGUGCUAGGCUAUAAGGUAGCCUCUCUUCCAGUGAAAUACUUGGGGAUCUCGCUAGGUACAAACCCGAGGCUGGUGAAGACUUGGAAGCUCAUUAUAGAAAAAGUGGAGGAGAAGCUGAGGAUAUGGAAAGCCAAGGUCCUCAAUAAAGCCGAUAAGUUUGUACUCAUUAAAUUUGUAUUGAACAACCUCCCUGUCUAUUAUUUGAGUUUAUAUAAAAUGCCAAAGGCUGUUAUGGAGAGAUUGAUUUCCUUACAGAGAAGAUUUAUAUAG
Arachis ipaensis is the source of this 621-nucleotide messenger RNA. Lineage: Eukaryota; Viridiplantae; Streptophyta; Magnoliopsida; Fabales; Fabaceae. The record is from RefSeq and is a predicted model, not a curated record.